CGCAACACCAUGGGAGUCUGGCUCCUGCAGUGGUAUAUUAGCAGCUCUGAAGGCUCCACCUGAUAGCCCGCAACUAGAGGACUGGUAGUUCAUUAAGGCCCAAAAGCAUGGCCACUAUGGCGACCUCAGACGCUGUGUCGUCUCUCGUCGACGCCUCUGUUGCAGUUAUCUCCGGCACAGCGAAAGCUCUACCGCCCUCCGUCACAGCCAUGAAGGCUGUCGAAACUACGCCUUCGUCCUCAUUUGGCUUAAUAGGACGUGUGGUUCUCUCUAUUCUUGGAGUAUUGCCCACCAUUUUGUACUGGUUGACCUACUCCUUGCCGGCAUGGCUUUUCACGCUCUUUUCCAUGAGCCUCACGUUUACGAUGAACUUCACCACACUUAUGCUAGUCGCUUUACUCAUUCUCUCUACGAUCAGUUACUUCGUGAGGUACCGCUACAUGACCAUGUAUGCGCGUUUACCGCCCGAACCGCAACGUGAGGAACCACAAGUCGAAGUCUUUCCGGACAGUGCAGAGGGCGACUCUAAGAGAGGCCUUUCUAAUUAUCUGGAUGAGUUCCUAAGCGCUAUCAAGGUGUUUGGCUAUCUGGAACGUCCAGUCUUCCACGAGCUCACGCGCACUAUGCAAACUCGACGGCUCGCGGCUGGCGAAACCAUCCUCCUCGAGGAAGAGAAGGGAUUUUGCUUGGUCGUAGACGGCUUGAUCCAGAUCUUCGUCAAGUCGAACCGGGAGGGGUCUGAUUCUGACGAGGAUGAAGGUGGGGCUGGUACAUCAGCUGGCGACUCUGCGCAACAAGGCCAUCGUCAAGGCUACCAGCUUCUCACUGAAGUCAAGAACGGGGCACCUAUGUCUUCCUUGUUUUCGAUUCUUUCCCUGUUCACCGAGGACGUCAAACUUCGUUAUGACGAAGAUGAGGAUCCAGAGUCCAGCGUGCCUGGAACACCUCACGGAGAGCAACAUAGGCACUCGGUGACUCGGAACAGCAGCUUUGGAUUAGAUGAUUCUCAGCCACAUACUCCCAGUGACGUCCCUGAGAUCAAAUCACGGCAUCGAAGGACAUCAACUCUCAACAGUCCUACGGCGGGAGGACGGCUUUCAAGCGUGCCGCCCCUCUCGUUAGACGUGGAUGGAUUUGGUGAACCCCUGAAGCAUACGAGACCACGAAGAUCACCCUCCCGGUCUUCGAAGCCUAAAUCUGCGCAUCCAGACAUCGUCGCACGCGCAACUGUGGAUACUACCAUUGCAAUUAUUCCUGCCACCGCAUUCCGCCGCUUGACACGCAUCUAUCCCAAAGCCACAGCGCAUAUUGUCCAAGUUAUUCUCACACGCUUAAACAGGGUCACGCUUGCAACCAGCCAUGCUUAUCUUAGCCUCACAAACGAAGUUCUCCGUACAGAAAAACUCAUGAACAAGUACACUACCUAUGAUCUUCCUGGAUUCCUUCGUGACGCGCCCUUGCAGCGGCUGAAAGAGAAAUUUACGACUGAAACAGAACGCAUUGGAUCAGAUGAGGGAAUGAAGGGAAUUGCGCUGCACAAUCCUGGAGCUGGCCGUCGGCGAAGACAUAGUGCAUCGUUACGGAGGGGCACAGCUGCGCAAGCUCGACUUGCUGCUGCGCGUGGCGCAUCCACUGAUGCAAGCAGCGAAACAAUAAACAAAAUGACAUCGCUGGAAGCUGUACCUCGUAACGAUCGAAUUAGUGCUGGAGACCUAUUGACCAACAGUCAAGUAGUGCGGGGAAGCGGUCGGUCAAGUCGCAGUAGCUUUUCCCAGCUAUACCAACAGGACCAUCGUCGAGAUGCGCGUACUCCGCUUGACGCUGGCACUUUCAACCCCUUCGCCUCGCCAUCAUUGCGGCCGAAUACCUUGCACCGACAGGAAUCUAUAGACGAGGCUACGGUGUUUAGGGAAUCCAUACUCGGUUGUAUGUUUAAGGCUAUUGGACUAACCAACCCGGAGAACCCGGUACCCAAACUAGCAGCAUCGGUCGAGCAAUCUCCCAGGCUGGUUUCAUUCGAUACCAAACGACAAAAAGCUAUCUUCACCAACGCAUUCGGCUUUAUCGACCCCUAUGAGGCGUCACGAGAUGGAGACACUGAAUCUAUGGCGUCUGCAUCAGGCAUGUCUACCAUUAGCGCCGUUGGAUCUCAAAACAUUGCAGAAGAAAUAGUCAAUGAUGUAGAGAUUGUGUUCUUCCCCAAGGACGCCAUUCUUGUCGAGCAAGGCGAGAGAAACCCUGGCCUAUACUACGUGAUCGACGGAUUCCUUGACGUUAGCGUGCUCAUCGAGGAAAACGCUGAUAUGGAUGUGCUUGGUCAACAGGCUAAUGGCUCUGCGUAUACCGAUGAAGACCUUUUUGGCCCACCACUUAGACGAUCAGCUACGACCACUUCGUUGCGCCAUACAACCGAUGGCGGCAAGAAGAAGCGAUCACGGAGAAGUCUCUUCAUGACAAAACCUGGUGGCCUCGCAGGCUAUCUUGGAACCGUGUCCUCGAAUCGGUCAUUCGUUGAUGUCAUCGCUAAGACUGACGUUUAUGUGGGGUUUUUGCCUCGAGCCUCAAUCGAGAGGAUUGUUGAACGCUACCCGGUUGUUCUGCUCACGAUGGCGAAACGCCUCACGACCCUCCUGCCACGCUUGAUUCAGCACAUCGAUUUCGCCUUGGAAUGGGUCCAAGUCAACGCCGGACAAGUCAUCUACAAUCAGGGCGACGAAAGUGACGCAAUCUACAUUGUACUGAACGGACGACUGCGAGCUAUCCGAGAUGCCGAGAAUAGCGCUAUGAAAGUGAUUGGCGAAUAUGGGCAGGGUGACAGCGUUGGAGAACUCGAGGUGCUUACUGAAACAGCCCGCCCGGGGUCAUUGCAUGCCAUUCGUGAUACAGAACUUGCAAAGUUCCCCAAAACUCUCUUCAACAGCCUUGCCCUUGAGCACCCUGGUAUCACUAUCAAGAUUUCCAAGAUUAUUGCCUCCCGCAUGCGAGCUCUGGUUGAUGACCCGCUACAUGAGCAAAGCAAAGAGCAUAGCACGAAAGUUACGCGCACUAACGUGUCGUCUACGGUCAAUCUUCGCACAGUCACAAUCUUGCCCGUGACUGCUGGCAUACCAGUUGUUGAUUUCGCCGGCCGAUUGGUGAAUGCACUCACGCAGAUUGGCAUGCCACAAGGCGUGGUUUCACUAAAUCAAGCUGCCAUCCUCAACCAUCUUGGACGACAUGCAUUCAGUCGAAUGGGAAAACUUAAGCUAUCGCAAUAUCUGGCUGAUCUAGAAGAAAGGUAUGGCAUGGUCAUCUACGUGGCAGACACACCAGUCAAAUCACCCUGGACCCAGACGUGCAUCAAUCAAGCAGAUUGCAUCCUCCUGGUUGGACUUGCUGAGUCUUCUCCAAACAUUGGCGAGUACGAGCGAUUCCUUUUGACCACCAAGACGACUGCGCGAAAGGAACUAGUCGUUCUGCAUGCAGAGAGAUAUUGCCCCUCAGGCUUGACACGAAAGUGGUUGAGGAACCGCCCAUGGAUCAACGGGAGCCAUCAUCACAUUCAGAUGUCCUUUCGCGCCACAUCAGAGCCGGUCCACCACGCAGGACGUCGUUUCGGCAAUGCCCUUAAGCAGCGAGUGCAAGUCAUUCAAGCAGAGAUCCAGAAGUACACAUCAAGGAAGGUUAGACAGACACCACUAUACUCGGCAGACACGCCCUUCAAAGGCGACUUUCAUCGACUUGCGAGGCGGCUGUGCGGUAAAUCCGUCGGUCUUGUACUCGGUGGAGGUGGUGCUCGAGGUAUUUCUCAAAUCGGCAUCAUCCGCGCGCUUGAAGAGGCUGGUAUUCCAAUUGACAUUGUUGGUGGGACAUCGAUUGGUAGCUUCAUCGGCGCUCUAUAUGCGUGGGAUGCAGACGUCGUCCCCAUGUACGGCAGAGCCAAGAAAUUCGCAGGACGCAUGGGGAGCAUGUGGCGUUUCGCCCUUGACCUCACGUACCCCUCUGCAUCCUACACCACCGGCCACGAAUUCAAUCGUGGCAUCUUCAAGACGUUUGGGAACUCCCAAAUCGAAGACUUCUGGCUAGAAUUCUACUGCAACACUACUAAUAUUAGUAAAUCGCGCUCUGAAAUUCACACGUCUGGCUACGUAUGGCGAUAUGUUCGCGCUUCCAUGUCGCUUGCUGGCCUCUUGCCGCCGCUGUGCGAUAAUGGCAGUAUGCUUCUCGAUGGAGGAUACAUGGACAAUCUCACUGUGGCGCAUAUGAAGAGCCUCGGGGCAGACGUCAUCUUCGCAGUUGACGUGGGUAGCCUUGAUCAAGACACACCGCAGGCUUUUGGCGACAGUCUGUCUGGCUUUUGGGCAACGUGGAAUCGCUGGAAUCCCUUUUCUGGGUAUCCCAAUCCACCGACAUUGGGUGAGAUUCAGUCGCGGCUCGCCUACGUUUCAAGCAUCGACGCGCUUGAGCGAGCGAAGAACACGCCCGGGUGCAGGUACAUGCGGCCUCCAAUUGACCCAUAUGGAACUCUGGAUUUCUCAAAGUUUGAGGAGAUUUACGAGGUGGGGUACAAGUAUGGGAAGGAGUACUUGAAUGAGUUGAAGGAGCAGGGUGUGCUGCCCGUGACAGAGGAGACGGAGAAGGAGAAGAAUCUCCGACGGACAAUGGCUCCGAGACGGGCAAGCAUUUGAGCGAUUCGCGAUGCGCUUAACAAGUGUGGAGUAAACUUUAGCGGCACUAGGUACGGCAGAGAACAUGGUUCCCAUAGCUUGAAAGUUGUAGAUAUUGGAGCAGGGCUGGGGACCGACAAAUACAUCUCGAAUGGCUGCUUUUGAAGUCGCAAAGCGUAUCAAAGAGGAUCGAUCAAGCUAGGAUUUGAGCGUGUUAAAAUAGAGGCCAUAUGCGAGUGGACGCUCACCAAGUUCUGUCCAUAGUCCAUAGUAGAUAUCAAGUAAUGAAAUGCACACGUUGGACGCGU
This is a messenger RNA of Cucurbitaria berberidis CBS 394.84, 4954 nucleotides long. Its product is annotated as lysophospholipase NTE1. Lineage: Eukaryota; Fungi; Ascomycota; Dothideomycetes; Pleosporales; Cucurbitariaceae. The record is from RefSeq and is a predicted model, not a curated record. Gene Ontology annotation, molecular function: phosphatidylcholine lysophospholipase A1 activity. Bases 108 to 4667 code for a protein of 1519 amino acids. Gene Ontology annotation, cellular component: endoplasmic reticulum. The transcript is spliced from 3 exons. Gene Ontology annotation, biological process: lipid metabolic process.